AUGGUUUGUCUCUCAGUGGACCCCCCAGUGACAUCCUGUAUGGAGGGGUUGUACCUACCCAUGUUCCUGUCUCCAACACCAGCCCAGGGUGCAGUGCUCUACGCCUCUGCAGACCAACCCCUGGAAAUCACUGUCAGAGCACAGGCUACCCAGUCCACGGUUUCAGAGCUGUUGGUGAGUGGACCUUCCAGUAUCACAGAGAACACCACUGUCCCAGGAGAGUACCUUCUAAGAUGGACGCCCACUGAGGAUGAGGAGGGAGGGUACUAUCCUGUGUGCUUCAUCGCUCAGGGAGUGAACGACAGUUCCAUGUAUCACUCUGAGCUGCGCUGUCUGAUCGUCAGGGUUGGAAACACAAGUGCCAUCAGAACCACAGAGGAACCAACAACCUCCCCUCCUCUGACAAUAAACCUCACAACCACAUCGGAACCAACAACCUCCCCUCCUCUGAUAAUAAUCCUCACAACAACAGAGGAACCAACACCCUCCCCUCCUCUGACAACAAACCUCACGACCACAGAGGAACCAACAACCUCCCGUCCUCUGACAAUAAAUCUCACAACCACAGAGGAACCAUCACCCUCCCCUCCUCUGACAAUAAACCUCACGACCACAGAGGAACCAACAACCUCCCCUCCUCUGAUAAUAAACCUCACAACCACAGAGGAACCAACAACCUCCCCUCCUCUGACAAUAAACCUCACAACCACAGCGGAACCAACAACCUCCCCUCCUCUGACAAUAAACAUCACAACAACAGAGGAACCAACAACCUCCCCUCCUCUGACAAUAAACCUCACAACCACAGAGGAACCAACAAUCUCCCCUCCUCUGACAAUAAACCUCACAACCACAGAGGAACCAACAACCUCUCCUCCUCUGACAAUAAACCUCACAACCACAGAGGAACCAACAACCUCUCCUCCUCUGACAAUAAACCUCACAACCACAGAGGAACCAACAACCUCUCCUCCUCUGACAAUAAACCUCACAACCACAGAGGAACCAACAACCUCUCCUCCUCUAACAACAAACCUCACGACCACACAGAUUGCACCUGCACUUCCAAAUACCACCCAAACAACUACUGAACUCACAACCACACCCACAAAUGUCAGUACGUACGCUCCCACAACUACCACAGCUCCCACAACUACCACAGCACCCACAACUACCACAGCUCCCACAACUACCACAGCACCCACAACUACCACAGCACCCACAACUACCACAGCUCCCACAACUACCACAGCUCCCACAACUACCACAGCUCCCACAACUACCACAACUACCACAGCAUCCACAACUACCACAGCUCCCACAACUACCACAGCUCCCACAACUACCACAACUACCACAGCUCCCACAACUACCACAACUACCACAGCACCCACAACUACCACAGCACCCACAACUACCACAGCUCCCACAACUACCACAGCAUCCACAACUACCACAGCACCCACAACUACCACAGCACCCACAACUACCACAGCAUCCACAACUACCACAGCAUCCACAACUACCACAGCACCCACAACUCCCACAACUACCACAACUACCACAGCACCCACAACUACCACAACUACCACAGCUCCCACAACUACCACAGCACCCACAACUACCACAGCAUCCACAACUACCACAGCAUCCACAACUACCACAGCACCCACAACUCCCACAACUACCACAGCUCCCACAACUACCACAGCACCCACAACUACCACAGCUCCCACAACUACCACAGCAUCCACAACUACCACAGCAUCCACAACUACCACAGCAUCCACAACUACCACAGCACCCACAACUACCACAGCACCCACAACUUUAAGUACACAGCCAACCACCGAUCUCACAACCCAUAUUGUGGACGGUACAACAACGAGCAGUGGGCCUAGAUACGUUGCUGUACUGAGGAUAAAACUGUCCUCUCUGAACCCACUGACAGAUGAUUACAUCAGAAACGUGGUUUUACAACAGCUCCGCGAGGAACUGAUCAGACAAGGGCUGCCAGGGGACUUCGCGCUACGCCUGAGAGCCACUCAUGGGAUCAGUUCCUGAGGGACGAACAGGAAUUCAGAUCGACAUUCUUCACUCCUACUUGUCUUGUCUUCCUGGUUCUGAUUCUGCAGAAAUUCAUUUUGAAGAAGAAGUGGUUCCUUAUAAUGACAGAAUAUGGAUGAUUUGUACUAAUCUCUUGGGACAGACGCACGUAACAUAAAUUAUGAUUUUUGUUCAGGAUUAGUUGAAUGGACUUACUACUUCUGACUGGAUGUUAGUUGAAUGGACUGACUACUUCUGACUGGAUGUUAGUUGAAUGGACUGACUACUUCUGACUGGAUGUUAGUUGAAUGGACUGACUACUUCUGACUGGAUGUUAGUUG
Oncorhynchus nerka (sockeye salmon) is the source of this 2387-nucleotide messenger RNA. Its product is annotated as mucin-2-like. The transcript has 6 exons. The record is from RefSeq and is a predicted model, not a curated record. The coding region runs from base 1 to 2064 and encodes 687 amino acids. Lineage: Eukaryota; Metazoa; Chordata; Actinopteri; Salmoniformes; Salmonidae.